GGCGGGUUACCGGGUGCGCAGCUGGCGCUGUCAGUCGCGGCCCAAGAUGGCGGCGGCCGGGGGCGGAUGGAGGCGCUGGUGACGGUGCGGAGACUCGCCGCCGUCUGUACCAUGGGCGCCAAUGCCUCUGCUUUGGAGAAAGAGAUUGGUCCUGAGCAGUUCCCUGUGAAUGAGCAUUACUUUGGCUUGGUCAAUUUCGGCAAUACCUGCUACUGCAACUCGGUCUUACAGGCACUUUAUUUUUGUCGGCCAUUUCGGGAAAAAGUUUUGGCAUACAAGGUGCAGCCUCGAAAGAAGGAAAGCCUCCUGACCUGCCUCUCUGAUCUCUUCAACAGUAUUGCCACACAGAAGAAGAAGGUGGGAGUCAUCCCACCCAAGAAAUUUAUUUCCCGCUUGAGAAAGGAAAAUGAAUUAUUUGAUAAUUACAUGCAGCAGGAUGCACACGAAUUCCUCAACUACCUACUGAACACUAUUGCUGAUUUACUGCAAGAGGAGAAAAAGCAGGAGAAGCAGAACGGGAAGCUCCAGAAUGGCAGCAUUGAGAGUGAAGAAGGAGACAAGCCUGAUCUGACGUGGGUCCAUGAAAUCUUCCAAGGAACACUAACCAAUGAAACCAGAUGUCUUAACUGUGAGGCUGUUAGUAGCAAAGAUGAGGACUUUCUGGACCUCUCGGUUGAUGUGGAACAAAAUACAUCAAUUACACAUUGUCUAAGGGGAUUUAGUAACACUGAAACUCUAUGCAGUGAAUACAAAUACUAUUGUGAGCAGUGCCGCAGCAAACAGGAGGCACAGAAGAGAAUGAGGGUGAAGAAGCUGCCCAUGAUCCUGGCUCUGCACUUGAAGAGGUUCAAGUACAUGGACCAGCUGCACCGCUACACCAAGCUGAGCUACAGGGUGGUGUUCCCCCUGGAGCUGCGCCUCUUCAACACCUCGGGGGAUGCCACCAACCCCGACAGGAUGUACGACCUGGUGGCCGUGGUGGUUCACUGUGGCAGUGGCCCAAACCGUGGGCAUUACAUCACCAUCGUGAAGAGCCACGGCUUCUGGCUGCUGUUUGAUGAUGACAUUGUAGAGAAAAUUGACGCCCAGGCCAUUGAAGAAUUCUAUGGGUUAACAUCAGACAUUUCCAAAAACUCUGAAUCUGGAUAUAUCCUCUUCUACCAGUCCAGGGACUGAGACAAGAGACACAAAGGAUGGACACAAGGAAAAAGGGAUCAAGCUUUGUCCGAGUGGAACGCGUUUGUGCCAGCAGAGCAGUUCCUCGGUGGUGCUGUAGGACCAGGACAGAGCAGGGGGAGGAGAGAGCUCCCUCCUGCCCUUUUUGGAGGAUUAGUGCUGAACUGCCCUAACAAGAAGAGCUUUUGUUCCAGUUUUCUUUCUGGGCUUU
This is a messenger RNA of Lonchura striata (white-rumped munia), 1387 nucleotides long. RefSeq names its product ubiquitin carboxyl-terminal hydrolase 12. Gene Ontology annotation, biological process: protein deubiquitination. The record is from RefSeq and is a predicted model, not a curated record. Gene Ontology annotation, molecular function: cysteine-type deubiquitinase activity. Lineage: Eukaryota; Metazoa; Chordata; Aves; Passeriformes; Estrildidae. Gene Ontology annotation, cellular component: nucleus; cytosol.